Microtus oregoni (creeping vole) is the source of this 521-nucleotide messenger RNA. It is a transcript of the gene Erln, whose product is annotated as small integral membrane protein 6. Bases 1 to 189 code for a protein of 62 amino acids. The record is from RefSeq and is a predicted model, not a curated record. The transcript has 2 exons. Lineage: Eukaryota; Metazoa; Chordata; Mammalia; Rodentia; Cricetidae.
AUGGAUGCUAUUAUUUACACGGGCGAAAUGGUGAUCCCCAAGGACCCACAGAAUGACGAAUUCUGGAAUAACUCGUGGGACAUGGGGGGCCUGAUAGUGAUCGGCCUGUUCAUUGCCACAUUCCUCUUCUUCAUCAUAUUCGCCAUUGUGUUCGGGUGUGUGGAAAGUACUGCGUGUGAGGAGGACUGAAGUGACUUCUGGAGCCUUCAGAGGACAGCAGGGGACAGCCCACACCAGCGGGAGCCCUCCAGUACCUCGGGCUCAGAAUCGAACUACUGGGUCUGGCUUUGGGAUUGGUCCAUUAGCGGGAUGGGAAGGCUGGUCUGAUACCAUUUCCAGCUCGCACACUCUGCUACCAGCUGAACACUGUGAGCGCAUGGAGAGGGGCUCUGUUCCACCUCAGAAGACAACAGCAAAGGCUCACAAGGUCUUCUAAUAAGUGUCCCUGUCCAGGCGGCAAUUUUACAAGUCCUUCACAGAGAAGGACACAAAAUAUCAGAUGAAGUAAAAAUUUCUUUUCA